CCCCAAGCACAGCGGAUUUUGAAGCCUGUGGCGGUGAUUCCGACCCAUUCCUGGCGCUGAUUGUGUGCGCCAUGGCGUUACGCCUCGAGGCGGCCUCUGGCGCCUUGCCGAGCCUUCCGAGCGCUGGGCUUUCCGCCCCGAGACCUUCAGCGCGCAAAGUCCGGGUCGGCUUCGCAUUUGAUGCGCGGGCGUCUGCAUCGGCCGUAGUGGCAGGGCUACUCCUGCGCAGGCGAUCCAAAGUUCUGCGCCGGGCGCAGGCCCAAGAUGAAGGGCUGCAGAAGUUAGACUCCUUGCUGCAGCGCAUUCUGCAGGCAGAGCUGAGCUCUGAGUCGGUGACGGUGCGUAUGGAGGCGGAGUCGCAGGCGACCAAGAUGUUGUCGGAGCUGCGAGGAGGCCCUCUCCGCUUCUUUGGCACGGCCGAGCGGAAGGCGGCCAAGCGGUCCUACAGCUUGCAAGAAAUGAAGGACAACGGCGUGGAUGCCACCCAAUUUCUGAAUCCCCAGGAUAGCACCCUGGACUUCGUGAAGACGGUGCUGGCCGGAGUGCUGGCGCUGGGUGGCGCCGCCUUCAUCUUGGCCGCGAAGCCGGGGCCCGGCUUCGUGGUCUUCGCGACGCUGGUUUCGCUGACAAUACUCUUCUUUGACCAGGUUCUCAACAAAGGCUUCGGUGAGCUGCUGCUGCUGGACACCUUGGGCCGCUCCGUCAGCGCAGACUACGGGCAGCGGGUGGCCUGCCAUGAGGCGGGCCACUUCCUGGUGGCCUACCUCCUGGGCGUCAUGCCCAAGGCCUACACGUUGAGUGCCUGGGAAGCUUUCUCCAAGUACAACUCCAUGUCCACCCAAGCGGGCACCGUCUUUCUGGACGAGGCCAUCCAGCGCGAGAUGCAGUCAGGCCAAGUCUCUGGCAAGACCUUGGACAGCUUCGUGGGUGUCGCCUUGGGCGGCAUUGCCGCGGAGUACGUCACCUAUGGCCAGGCCAAUGGCGGCAUGUCCGACAUCAUCCAGCUGGAGGCCUUGUUUGAUGCCCUAAAGUUCGACCAGAACCAGACCAACGUGCUGCUCCGGAGCAGCGUCAUG
Molecule: messenger RNA, 1076 nt
Organism: Effrenium voratum
Lineage: Eukaryota; Dinophyceae; Suessiales; Symbiodiniaceae
Source: the annotation of a GenBank genome assembly